Molecule: messenger RNA, 2031 nt
Organism: Asparagus officinalis (garden asparagus)
Lineage: Eukaryota; Viridiplantae; Streptophyta; Magnoliopsida; Asparagales; Asparagaceae
Exons: 6
Coding region: 1-2031 (676 amino acids)
Source: RefSeq, a predicted model, not a curated record
AUGGAUAAUGAUGGUGAUUGUUCCGAUGAACAAAGUGUUAUAAAUAUGAUUCAAGGUGCUGCCAUAUCCGUUCUAAUUAUAAUAAUUACUGUCAUAAGAAGAAUGCAAGCAAGGCGUAAAUCAAUUCGUAGUGGUCCAAGUAAGGAAAAAAGAAGACGAGAGAGAGCUAGAAUUGAGCACAUAAGUCGAAUUUAUAAUGGUUUUAGUGAUAGUUGCGUGAAUUAUAUUAGAAUGAGAAGUGGUGCUUUUGCAAAACUAGCGAGUAUAAUGAGGAACAAUAACCUGCUAAAAGACUCAAGGAAUAUAACAGUGGAAGAACAACUUAUAAUGACUCUAAACAUUAUGGGUCAUAAAUCUAAAAAUCGCAUAGUUAGAUCUCAUUUUAUAAGAUCAGGGGAGACAGUGAGUAGAUAUUUCAACAAGGUAUUACAAGCAAUUAUUUGCCUGCGUGGACGGUACAUGAGACAAGCCCCCAAUGACAUUCCCCAAGAGAUCAUUAACAACCUGCUAUACUACCCUUAUUUCAAGGAUUGCAUUGGAAUGAUAGAUGGGACACACAUAGAUGCUAUGCUUCCGAUUAAUCUUGUUGCCCGAUUUCGAGGCCGCAAAGGUGUUACACAGAAUGUGCUUGCAGCUUGCACCCCAAACAAACUGUUCACAUAUGUUCUAGCAGGUUGGGAGGGGUCUGCAAAUGAUUAUAGGAUUCUUCAGGACGCAUUGUCUAGACCACAACCACAUGGAUUGAGAGUCUAUGAUGGCAAAUACUAUCUAUGUGAUGCUGGGUACCCAACCAUGCCAGGUUUCAUCUCUCCAUACCGAGGUGUUAGAUAUCAUUUGAAAGAACAUUCGGGUAAAACACCUAAGAAUAGAAGAGAAUUAUUCAAUCUAAGACAUUCUUCAUUGAGGUCUAAGAUUGAAUCUACAUUUGGCACAUUGAAGAAUCGUUUCAAGAUUUUGUGUGCUAAGCCGCAUUAUCCUUUUCCUAUACAAGUAGAUAUCGUAUUGGCAUGCACGAAUCGUUUCAAGAUUUUGUGUGCUAAGCCGCAUUAUCCUUUUCCUAUACAAGUAGAUAUCGUAUUGGCAUGCACGGUACUCCAUAAUUUCAUUGCAACUGUGGAUCCAAGUGAUGAAUUACUCAACGAUGAUGAAAUUAAUGAAGACAUUGAUGGUGAAGUGGCUUUCGAGAAUGACACUAAUUUAGUUGAUUUUACUCAAAAUCAAACCCAAAGAGAGCAAACUGAAUCAAGAAAUGAGUGGAAGACUCUUAGGGAUGACAUUGCUUGGGCGAUGUGGGUGGACUACUGUGAUAUGUAUAAUCAUGGUUGGGAUAAUGUCAUGCACCGCAUCAAAACUCUACGAACACGAUUUCGUGAUAUGGAAACUUGUCGUAAUCUUAGUGGUGCUGGAUGGGAUGAUAGUACGAAGACUGUCAUUAUGGAUCCUGAAUGUUUGGAUAGGUGGAUUGAGGACAAGAGCUUUAAGAAUGCGAAGCUUAGACAAUAUGUCAAUAAACCAUUAAGGCAUUAUGAUGAUCUUGCCCUUAUCAUCGGUGAUGAUCAAGCCACAGGUCAAUUUGCUAAUGAUGCUUGGAAAAAGUUUAGUCGUAGUGAGACCAUAAAUCUUGGAGAUGAGGCGAACUCACCAAUGCAUUCUCCCCAAUCUACUCAAGUACACAUUGUAGAUGACGAGGACACUCCUCCACCUAAGGAAGCAUCCAAAAUAUCAAGUUCUAAAGCUAAGUCAUCCUCCGCCAAGGUAAAGGCUCGUAAGACCAACCUAGAUAGUGAGAUCAUGCUAAAGAUGGUGGAUAAGAUAGAUGUAUUUAGCACAAACAUGAAGUGUGUGAAUAUGCAUUGGACCGAGAAGUUAUCCACGGUCCUAUAUGCUCAUUCACAUGACUUUACUAAUGCUAAGUUAGAUACAUACUAUCGUCACCUCUUUAUGAAUGAGCAUGAAUCUAGACUAUUUAUGGGCAUAUCUUCGGAUGGUCAAAAGGAGAUGAUAGAGGCAUUUCUCAACAAAGAGGAUUGA